AAGCGAUUUAAUAAAAAAUGGGCAUUGCAUUGGACCCUUCCUCCUAGCCGCAGAAUGGCUGGACAGUGUCUAAUGCAAGAGAUUGCCCUGUAUGAACUAUUUUUUUUCUCCCUGUUGAAGACAGGAUCGUUUGGUCUCUCAGCCCGGAUGGAAAUUUUUUUCUCCAAAACAGCCUGGAACCUCAUUAGGCAGACCUAUCCUAAGGUCGACUAUGCAGGCAUCGUUCGGAAGAAAUUGAAUAUCCCCAACCCAAGCCACAGUAUUAUCGCCUGGAUGGCCCUCAACUCUGGGCUUCAGCAGAUCGAGUUAGCAGAUUUUAUCCCAACCAACACCGUGACUCUUUGUGGCCUGUGCAUGCUUGAAGAUGAAAGUGCCGAACAUCUCUUCAGUGCAGCUAUGCAGGGUGGGUUUUUUCUCAGCUCAGUUCGAAAUGUAGAUAUGAUCAGCCUGCAACCAACCUUCAUGAUGUUUGCCAAUGGAUUAUAAAAUAUAAAAACUCAGAAUUAGGCCUUUACUGGCCUGAUCCUAAAGCUCUGCUUUACUGCAGUCAUAUACUAUGGGCGUGAGAGAAAUUCCAGGCGCCAUGAAGGGAAUCCAAGCUGUAAGCAGAACGUAGUUUUGGAGAAUUGUAAGGGAAAAGUAAAACUGAGACUGCAUUUGGUUUCCUCUCAGAUUAAACUGAGAGUUAUGGA
This is a messenger RNA of Arabidopsis arenosa, 692 nucleotides long. Lineage: Eukaryota; Viridiplantae; Streptophyta; Magnoliopsida; Brassicales; Brassicaceae. The record is from the annotation of a GenBank genome assembly.